GGGGCCGCCCGCCUCCCUCUGUCCCCCUUCUCAGCCCCGAGUGACCCCCUUUCCUUCCUUCCCUCCAGACUCACCGCCCAGUGGAGCCUCGAGGACGAGGAGGAGGCUGCGAGGGAGCGGCGCAGGAGGGAGCGGGACAGGCAGCUCCGGGCCCAGAGCGAGGACGGGCUCGGCGGGACGAGCCCCCGCCCCGAGAUGGGGCCCGAGCCGGAGCAGGAGAAGCUCCUUACCCUGAGGCCCCCGGAGCUGGAGGAGGACGAGGGCUUCAGCGACUGGUCCCAGAAGCUGGAGCAGAGGAAGCAGAGAUGGGGCCCCGAGGGGACCCUGGAUGGCGGGGAGACCCCCCAGGAAGAAAGUCCGGACUGUGAGGACCGCACUGAGGGGUCGUCCCAUCGCUCCGAGGAGGAGGAGGAAGAGGAGGAGGAAGACCCUGCCUUGAGCCAGACCGCAGGCAGCCUGAGCCAGCUCUGCGUGGGGGCCGCGCCUGGUCCUGAGGAGGAAGAGGACGAUGGGGCAUCGUUGAGGACCACCGACGUGGAGCAUGUGGAGAAGCGGCCCGAGGCCUCCGGCCCUCCGGCCAGGGACGAAGAGGACCAGCCCCCCCUCAGUCCCACCCCCAAGCUCGUGGACAGGACCGAGUCCCUGAACCGCUCCAUCAAGAAGAGUAACAGCGUGAAGAAGUCCCAGCCCGCCCUGCCCGUGGCCAAGAUCGACGACCGGCUGGAGCAGUACACACAGGCCAUCGGGGUAACGGCCGGCUCGGGCCCCCGGGGUGCCCCUGGAGGCUUCUGGGGGUCUCCACAGCCCGCCCGACAGGGCUCAGACCCGGCCAGCUUCAGUUAUUACUGGGAGCCCCUGAGCUGCUGGGAGCUUGAACACUGGCAUCCCCUGGGGGGCCCCAAGAGGCACCCCCAGAGCCUCACUCUGCUCCUUGAAUGCUACAUGCUGAGCCGCCACUGCGGAGACCUCCCUGCCUUUGCCCAGGGCCCCGCUGCUGCUCCGGGAGGGAUCGGGGAGGCGCGGGCCGACUGGCCUUCUGCGGCCUCCUCAGGACUCCUCUCAGGGCUAAGGGCCGGUCAGGAUGCCAACCGCGUGCCAGCCCUGGGCUGCCCGGCUCGGCUGCCAUCUCUUCAGAGCUGGCAUGAAAGUGCUCUGGGCAUCCGGCCUGGCAUUAUCAGUCCAUCCUCGCCACUGCCUGGGGCCACGCUGGGUUCACCCUUAGAGAGGGAGUCCAGCCCUGUGCCCUCUGGAGCCUGUGCCCUCUGGAGCCUGUGCCCUCUGGAGCCUGUGCCCUCUGGAGCCUGUGCCAGGCAGGCCUAG
Gracilinanus agilis (Agile Gracile Mouse Opossum) is the source of this 1320-nucleotide messenger RNA. RefSeq lists its product as uncharacterized. The transcript is spliced from 10 exons. NCBI's taxonomy places the organism in Eukaryota, Metazoa, Chordata, Mammalia, Didelphimorphia, Didelphidae. Gene Ontology annotation, molecular function: actin binding. Gene Ontology annotation, biological process: signal transduction. The annotation marks the transcript as partial. The record is from RefSeq and is a predicted model, not a curated record.